Orussus abietinus is the source of this 5457-nucleotide messenger RNA. Its product is annotated as ATP-dependent RNA helicase vasa. Bases 2771 to 4714 code for a protein of 647 amino acids. Gene Ontology annotation, molecular function: RNA helicase activity; ATP binding; RNA binding. NCBI's taxonomy places the organism in Eukaryota, Metazoa, Arthropoda, Insecta, Hymenoptera, Orussidae. The transcript is spliced from 4 exons. The record is from RefSeq and is a predicted model, not a curated record. Gene Ontology annotation, cellular component: nucleus; P granule. Gene Ontology annotation, biological process: gamete generation; cell differentiation.
GUCGGUCAACGGGGUUCACGUGAUGUUUCGGGGGAAGUGGCCAUCGAGGUCUGGGUGACGUUUAAUGGAAGCAUCCGUGCUUAUGCUCUAUGCACUCUGCACUCGGUGCAGCGGCAUCGUUCGGCGAGGAUCGCGCACUCGGUGUAAACAGGGCCGAGCAAUGCGCAUUACGAGCGACCUGUUCGCGAGUCGUUUAACGAUGUGUCACGGAAAAUCGUUGAUUCAUGCCGCCACCGUGAAUAUUCAUCGCGGCCCGCUACGGCUGUUUUUUCUUUCUCCCGCUUCGUCUAUCCGAGGUGACGACAGUUUACCCAAACGAGUCACAAUUUCAUUCUAAACCGGGUCACAAUUAUCUCAGACUGUCUCCGACUACCGAUACGUUAAAAAUGUACGUUAUUUAUUUCUCAUAUUGCGAAAUCCGUCCUCGUGAGGCUUAUCUAACGGACUAUCACCCGUUUCGAUCGACAUCACCUGACCGAUACGCAAUUCAAAACUGUGAGAAACUUCGAAAAUUGCAUUCACUUCGCGAAUGAAAAAUAGCCCCAUUUCGAUGAACAGAGAAAUUUUUAAUUUUUCGAAUGAAUAAUAAAUUAAUUCAUGAUAAAUGGAUUUCUUUAAAAAGAGCCAUCGAAUUUAUCCUAUUUUAUCCUAAGGAGAAAAAAUUCAACUUUCACCGGGAGUAGAAUGAAUUUCAUAAAAUUUCAUAAAAUUCAUUCUACUCAGGAUUAAAAAUAUCCACUCGCGUUCUCCGAACAGUAAUAUUCAAUUUUCCGGAGCAUCAAGAUUCAGAGCACGUUUCGUUCCGCUUCUUCAAGGACUCGUUUUAUGCGAUCUUGCAGCUUCGCCUGGCAAUCAGCUGAUAAGAGCUGCGCGCGCAAUUUUCCGAUGCAGCUGUCACCUUGACAGUGCUUCGACGGAACUAAAAUGGAAUUCCCGUCGUCACACCCAAAAAUAUGUCUAAUUUGUUUACCACUUUACAAAUUGAUUUUUAACCGACUUUUACUAUCAGCUUCAUGAAUGUUCCCGUCCACAAGGGCACAUGUUUUGAUGGCAACAUUUCUUAUUAACGCGUCAGCAGUGCACUUUUUGUCGAUUCGGUAAUAUAUUCGAUUGAUGGUGAAACAUGAAACGUUUCAGGUUUCUUUCAUUUAGUGAAACAUUUUUCUUAAUGAUUGCUGUAACGAUCCGCAUUGAUGGAGUAAUUAAAACAUGGUUCGAUACGAUGACUUAAUGGGGUAAGAAGGCAUCGUUUAAAAACGUUAGAUAAUCUAAAUAACCCGAGUAAAAUAUGUAGAAUAAAUCGAUAAGCAAAUGGCCUUCUUAAGAAGCAAUUAAUUCAUUCCAUACGUGCGUCAUAUUUAUAUGUAAGCAGCCAAAUGCGUCAAAUGUCUCGUUUGAAUUUUAAAAUAUAUUAAGGCAAUCGAAUAAAUGGCAUAAUAAACACAAAAAUGGCAAACAGACCGCGGAGCAGAAAAAUUUCCAACAUCGGCAAGCGCCAUCUAAUUAAUUCCCAGCUUCUGUUUUUUUUUUGCAUAUGGCUCAGAAUUUUUGUCACAUAUUUUUAUACAAUCUUCGCACGUCCGUGUACGAGGUGUGCAAUUUUAUUGACAACGUGUUCAUGACUUAUUCAAUUUAGUGCCUGGCAAACAGAACUCCUUUUUCGUGAGGGUUGUAUUGAUUAAAGAAAAAAGAAAAAAAAAAAAAGAUGGCCGAGUGAACUUAAUAAUUUAAACAAGGCGUGCUACAGAAACCGAGAACUAAACGUCUUGUUCUUUUUAGAAGGUAACCGGUUGUCAACGCUGUAUGUGUCAACUCGACUACCUGCCAUUAGUGUGCGUGAAAUACUGAAUAAUCCUCACGCGAUAUAUGUCUACAGUCUCGGAAAAAAAUAUAAGACUUCCGCAAAACACAUAAACAAAGAAUUCCGAUCCAAGUUCCUAAAUACCGACUGUGUAAUGCGUGACUCAACCGCGUUACUUUUUCCGCAAGAAAUGUUCUCCACCGGUUCUUCCUCGAUUUUAAAACUAACAAAAAUUGCGUUCGCGCCAUUUUACCAGCAAAGUAGUAUAAAUAAUUCAAGGGUGUCGCGGCUUAGUAAAUAACCAAUUGACACGUUUUACGUUGGCCGCGGUGUUAUGCACGGCUAAUUGUUGGGAAUUAAAUUUAUCUUGCGCGCUUUUCAAAGUAGGUAAGUUUAAUAAAUGGGCGCCCCACUCGGCGGGCGGUGAUUAAUUUUGCGGCGACUGUACGAGUUGUCGGCGGAGUCCGCGAAGUCUCAGUCAUUUGUAUAUUCUUGCGAUGCGAGCAAACGUACACAAGCGCAAGGACGUUGUGCCGGGUGUGAAGAGGUAUAGGCAAGAUGUGACUCAGCGUUUGCGAGUGAUUGCUCGUACGUCGUUUUGGAUCUCAAGAGAGAGUACCGAUAGUUCCGCGGGUCGCCGUUAAUCCGAGGAGGACGCCACUGUACGGGGAGCGCCUGGAGCUCGUUAUAAAAUUAACAUCUAAAAACGUGAUGGAUAAUAAGGACAAUUUUUUUACUUGCUGUUUAGAGACUGAACAAAGGAAGGGGAGAUAAGAGACAUUCUAAAUCCCACUAUAAACUCAUUUUGGACUGUUACACGUGCAAAUCGUAUGUUCACGUGACAAAGGAUAAGGGACUAUUGUGACCAUUGGUUAUUGACCUGGAGAUGCAAGCUUGGUUUUUGUUUGGAAUUUAUGGCCGAGGCAAGGACCCUUGAAAACUGGCAUUUUCGAGGGUUGGAGGUAUAAAAUGGAGGAUUGGGAUGACAAUAUUGGCGAUUCAGCUCCGGUACGCACUUCCUCGUUUUCAGAGGGGCGAAGCUUUGGUGGCCGAGGCAGAGGAUUUACCCCGAAUAAUAAUAAUGAAUGGGGCGUAGGAAAACAUAGCAAUUCGAAUAAUAAUAAUAGCAGUGGAUUUGGUACAUACGAGGAAUCAAAUAAUGGAGGAGAUGAUUGGGAAUCCGAUCACAGAGGAAGCCAAGGAGGACGAGGGGAAGGAAGAGGCUUCGGCAGAGGUAGAGGUGGCAGAGACGAUGAUCGAGAUGGUGGUCGCUUUCGAAAUGAUCGUGAUGAUCAAGAUGAUCGAGAUGGAAAUGAUUAUGACAGAGGUGGCAGAGGAGGAAGAGGCGGAAGAGGUAGCAGGGGUGGUGACCGAGGUGAUCGAGGAGGCAGAGGUGGUUUUCGAGGUGACCGAGGCGACAGAAACGACGACCAUGGAGACGACUCCGAAGAUAAGCCUGAACACAUCAACAAAGAAGUUUACAUCCCACCGGAGCCUUCCAAUGAAGACUCCGUCAUUUUUGGAAACGGCGUCAACAUGGGAAUCAACUUUGACAAAUACGAUUCGAUCGAGGUCAAUGUUUCCGGGGAAAAUCCUCCUAGGCCCAUCGAAUCCUUCACAGAGGCUGGCCUCAAGCAAGCUGUUCUAGAGAACGUCGUCAAGUCUGGAUACAAGAAACCGACUCCUGUGCAAAAGUACGCGUUGCCGAUAAUUAUGGAUCGCCGGGAUUUAAUGGCCUGUGCUCAGACAGGAUCUGGGAAAACUGCUGCAUUCCUCGUUCCGAUGAUCAACACUCUUCUGGAAGAGAAAUGCGCGGCUUCGUAUUCGGCAUGUGCGGAACCUGAAGUCGUUAUAGUAUCCCCAACUCGAGAGCUAACGAUCCAGAUCUACGAACAGGCCAGGAAAUUCUCUCGUGGUUUCAUUCUGAAGUGUGUCGUGACUUAUGGUGGAACUGCAACCGGUUACCAAGCGAAGCAAGUGCAAGCAGGGUGUAACAUUCUCGUUGCCACUCCAGGAAGAUUAACGGACUUUGUUAAUAGAGGCAUUAUAAGCUUCAACAAAGUUCGCUUCCUAGUACUGGACGAGGCCGAUCGAAUGCUCGACAUGGGAUUCCGACAGGACAUCGAGAAGCUGAUCGACCACGAGACAAUGGUGCCCAAGGGACAGAGGCAAACCCUGAUGUUCUCUGCCACGUUUCCUGCAGAUGUGCAACAAUUGGCUUCCAACUUCUUGCAUAAUCAUUUGUUCCUGGCCGUAGGAAUCGUAGGGGGAGCUUGCUCCGACGUGGAGCAGACCUUCUAUGAAGUCACCAAGUACCAGAAGCGGUCGAAGCUUAAGGAACUUCUCGACAAGGAGAGCGAAAGUGGCCUCAAGAGAACUCUGGUCUUCGUGGAGACGAAGAGGAAUACCGACUUCAUCGCCUCUUUCCUCUGCGGAUCAAACUUCCCUGCAACGAGCAUUCAUGGAGACCGAUUGCAGCGAGAACGCGAAGAAGCUCUUGCCGAUUUCAAACGUGGCAGGAUGUCUAUCCUAGUUGCCACUGCUGUUGCUGCUCGUGGUCUAGACAUUCCUGACGUGGCACAUGUCAUCAACUACGACAUGCCCAAGGAGAUCGAUGAAUACGUGCAUCGUAUUGGUCGAACUGGAAGAGUAGGAAACAGGGGCAAAGCCACGAGUUUCUAUAGCCCCGAUGAUGACGGUGCAAUCUCUGACGACCUGGUCAAAAUCCUUCGUCAAGCUGGUCAGCCUGUUCCUGAGUUCCUCAGCGGAGGAGGAGGAGGCAGAAGCUUUGCUCCUGGAAGAUCUAACAAAUUCGGAGGCCGAGACAUUAGAAGCUUCAACAAUGACGACGACAAGGGAGAAGCAUAUCCAGAAAGUGCAUACAAUGCCCCAGAAGCUGAGGAGGAGUGGUAGAGCCAUCGAACAAUGGACUUCUGCCGAAUUAUUGGAUAGGGAACCACGAAGGAAGACGCCAAAUAGGCUGCGAAGAUACGUGCGCUCCACCGUGCAGAAGCAUUUUUCUUUUUUAUGUACACGAACACGCAACACACAUACUGUACCGACGUUAUUUUUGUUUUUUUUAAUUACGUGAGAGGUACACAUACACACACGGAAAGUAGAAGACUUGGUCUGGCUGGUCAGAAUCAAGUCAAAGUUUUCUUGUCGGAGUAGAUCCGGUGCCCAGGCACUGUUCUCAGUAUUAAUCGUAACCAAAUGGAAAUAUUUUCAGUAAGUUAUGUUAAACGAGAAGUCAUGUGAGCGGAUACUACAUUUGUACUAAGGAAACGCGUCUAGUCAGGACACGUUAUCGGCUUUUUCAGGGUUUGGAAAACAAGUCUCGCAUUUUUUUUACACCCUCGAGAUCGGAGGGAGUCCCAAUUGUUUGUUUUUCCAUUUUAAUUUUUUUUUUUCCACUUCGUUUUCCUUCUCUCGUCACGACAGUUCUCUAGUACAAAGACUACGGGUUUUCAAUACAUUGACGUGCCUCUACUUAAUUUGUUCAACCGGGGUUCUACAUUUAUAUGUAGAUCUCGGAUAAAGGCAGGCCCUAAGUUAAGAGAUUACCCUUUAAGAUAACAUCGUUUAGUGAUAGGAGUAAAUGUUACGUUUCUAAGCUUUUAUGCGUUCCUUUUUAUAAUAAAAUGUUGCACUGCGAA